AUGAGAUUCGUUCGUGCGUCGAAGUACAGACAUGUAUAUGGUCAAGCUGCUAAGAAAGAGCUACAAUAUGAAAAUUUAAGGAUCACCAGCAAUGCCUGGGAUUCAAAUUUGAUUAAAGCCAAUGGCAAGUACAUUUCCGUUAAUUGGAACUCUUCUGGUGGUGGUGCCUUUGCCGUUAUCCCUAUUAAAGAGGUCGGAAAGGCUCCAGAUCAAGUUCCACUGUUUAGAGGUCAUACCGCUCAAGUUUUGGACACUGAAUUCAACCCUUUCAACGAUAAUAUCGUUGCUUCAGCUUCUGAUGAUGGGAAAAUUGGUAUAUGGGAGAUUCCAGAAGACUAUUCUCUACACGGUUACGUGGACGAGGAUGGUACACCAACCGAUCUGAAACCCCUCAAAAUGCUUUCUGGCCAUUCUAGAAAAGUUGGUCAUUUAUUGUUCCAUCCAACGGCGGAGAAUAUCUUAGCCUCGUCUUCCUUGGAUUACACUGUUAAAAUUUGGGACAUCUCUGAGGGCAAGGAUAAGUUCACAUUGAAGCAUCCAGACAUGGUUACAUCCAUGUCUUUCAGUUACGAUGGUAACCGUUUGGUAACUGUAUCCCGUGAUAAGAAACUAAGAGUCUGGGAUAUCAGGGCAGAGAAAAUUAUUACCGAAGGCCCUGCCCAUUCAGGAGCUAAGAACCAAAGGGUUGUUUGGUUAGGUAACUCUGAAAGAAUUGCCACUACCGGGUUUUCCAGAUUGAGUGAUCGUCAAAUUGGUAUCUGGGAUGCUGAAAACAUUGAAAAGGGUGAUUUAGGCGGAUUCUACAACGUAGACCAAUCUUCAGGGAUCUUGAUGCCAUUCUAUGAUGAUUCCAACAAGAUAUUGUAUCUUGCAGGUAAAGGUGACGGUAACAUUCGCUAUUUCGAAUUCCAAAAUGAUGAAUUGUUUGAAUUAUCUGAAUACCAAUCAACUGAACCUCAGAGAGGUUUUGCAGUAGCCCCAAAAAGAGCGGUCAACGUUAAGGAAAAUGAAGUCUUGAAAGGAUUUAAAGCUGUUGGUGAACACACUAUCGAACCAAUUUCUUUCUUUGUCCCUAGAAAAUCUGAGGUUUUCCAAGAUGACAUCUACCCUGAUGCUCCUUCCAGUAAGCCAGCAUUGACGGCAGAAGAAUGGUUAUCUGGUAAGUCAGUAGAUGGCCCUAUUUUGUUCAAAUUACAAGCUAUAUAUGAUGGAAGUGAACUUGAAUUCACCAACGCCAAAAAGGCUGAUUCAAAUGGUGCUUCCGCUAAUGAAAAGAAAAAAGAAUCAUCACCUACCUCUACCCCACCAAAAUCACCUUCUGUAGAAGUUAAGCACGAAAUAUCCGUGGAGGUUACUCCAAAGGAUUCCGUUAACGGUGAGAGCACAUCCUCUACCCCACAGAGCUCUCUUAAGAAGGAGGUUCCAAGUCCAAAAUCCACAGGAAAAAAUCAAGUAGAUGAGCUUUUAAGCAAGGAUGCUUCCGUUGAUAAGCUGUUGCAAAAGGCCACCGAAUUAGACGCCGACAAUGAUGCUGAGAACCCUAGUGAAGAGAGUUCUGUUUGGGAUUCUGAAGAUGAAAAGGUAACAAAGUCCAAGAAUGAACCUGUGAAGGAAAAGGAAGUCGAGACCAAGUCUACACCGGAACCUGUCGUGAAAACGGAAUCUAAAGAAGAGCCUCUGCCUGCUGAAACAAAAGAAACCCCACCUGCCAAAGAAAACGCAGAAUCAGGUGUGGUUACCACUGCCCUGGUUACAUCAAAGGUCGAAAGCGGAUCUGAUACCACAAUUGAAACUGUUUCACAAGCUAGCGUACAAACAAGUAUCAAGACCCCUUCUAAAGAGCCUAAAGAGCCUAAAGAGACCAACGAGCCUUCUAAGACUUCUACUUCCACACCAACCUCUGCGUCCGCUGGUAACAAGUCUUUGAAUUUGAAGCAAUCUGUUGAGAAACUCUCAGCGCUAGUCUUGCAAAUGGAAAGUUACAUCCAAACCUUAACCGAGCAAAACGCAGCUAAAGAUGAAAGACUUGCCGCUUUGGAAGCCAAGGUGGAAAAGUUGUUACAAAAAUAA
Messenger RNA from Kluyveromyces marxianus DMKU3-1042, 2070 nucleotides. It is a transcript of the gene CRN1, whose product is annotated as coronin. Gene Ontology annotation, molecular function: actin filament binding. Bases 1 to 2070 code for a protein of 689 amino acids. The transcript has 2 exons. Gene Ontology annotation, biological process: actin filament organization. The record is from RefSeq and is a predicted model, not a curated record. Lineage: Eukaryota; Fungi; Ascomycota; Saccharomycetes; Saccharomycetales; Saccharomycetaceae.